ACCUCUCUUUCUAAUACAAAACCACAUGGCGAAGUAUUGAAGAAAAACCUUGUUUUCUUUCGUGUUGCUCGCUUUACUKACCGUUGAAGGCUGCAAGAAACCUUCCUAGACACAAACUGAAAGGCCAACGAGUACUGGUGUGUGGGUUUUCAGGGUUGUUAGUCGGUAGAAGGUUCCUUGCGGAAGGGUUAGUUUGACUGAACCACGUCGUAGUCACACGUUGCGAGGACUAUUAUGACUGAGGUUGAGAGCAGCUCUAAAACUGAUACUGACUUGACCAAGGAAGAACCAACUGUCAGGAACAUCCAAAAUGAUGUGCUCAAUAGUACUGACAAAGAGAAUCACGGGGAAACAGAAAAGGAUCAGUCAGUGGACGAAAUGACCCUCACCAAGGAGAAACCCGAAAAGGGCACAAACAUUGGCCUCGCACCUCCCCCUACAACGAAUCCAUGGACUCGGCAUUUGAAGCAAACAACAGAAAACGCUGAGCCAGAGCAACCGGUGGCACCAAAGGCCAACAGUAAACGUAAACCUAAGGGUAAUGAAUUUAACGACAUUACAAACUGGCCAACACCGGGAGAACUAGCCACGUCUGGCCCAAAGGAUCCGGCAAAACCUCCUGUUCAAAAGAAAGAAAACGCUGAAAAUGAGCAGAAGUUGCCGGAGGAAUCAAAAACCGAUAAAGGCACGCCAAAAAAGAAAGGUCAAUCUGGUCCCCGUCAAAAAUGGGUUCCAUUAAGCCUCGAUGGCACAGAAUAUGGAUCYGAGGGUCAACCACCCACUGCUACAAAUGGUGGAAAGAAAUCCCCUGAYGGCUCAGUGCCAAACAAGGGUUAUAAAUCACCAAAUAAUAGGUUUGGUUCAACUACAUCCUCCUUAGAAGGACGCUCAAGCAAUCGUGGAGGCAGGGGCGGCAGAGGAGGUGGUAGAGGACGAGGGAGAGGAGGGAGGCAGCGUUCCCCAAGAGAACAUGCUCAGCAGUUCCAGUACAACCAAGGCUACCAAUAUGGCAGUUAUCAAUAUGUUGAYGGGACAACUUACUUUCAAAAUCAACAAAACCAGCAAAAUCAAAUGCAGCAACCUUAUGGUGUCACCUAUUACUACAAUGCUGCACAAAAUUCCCCAGCAGCUGCUUAUCAAUCCAUUGACGAGAAAACCCUCCUUGAGUAUAUCAAGAAGCAAAUUGAAUACUAUUUUAGUGAAGAAAACUUAAGGAAAGACUUCUUCUUGAGAAAACAGAUGGAUGACGAGGGAUUUCUUCCAAUAUUAUUGAUUGCUAGUUUUUACAGAGUGCAAGCYCUCACCAAUGAUCCAAAUCAAAUCAUUGAGGCAAUGAAGGACAGUGAAAUAGUUGAACUAGUGGAUGGUAAAUUAAGAAAGAGGGACAAUCCCAAGAUGUGGCCACUUCCUCCAAACUCACCACURACAGUGAAAAACACGUCUGCAUACAUACUACAGCCUGGAUUUGAAGGAAUGACAGGUGAGUUAUAUGAUCCAAACUUCAUCAUUCCUCAAGGUGGAGUAGAAGUCUCCAUGGAGUAUGCUGAGAAACCUAUAGAAUACACACAACCACCACAAUCUGAAGAACCAGCUGCUCCUGAACCAGCAAAUGAAACUGAAAAAAUGGAAGGAUCACAACCUGACUCAACUCCUAGUGCUCCUAAAGAGAYUAAAGCCCCUGAAACUCCGAGUCCAGUCAAAAAGCCAGCCGAGGAUGAGUGGCAUGAAGUGAAAAGAAAGAAGCCAUCUACUCCUAAACAACUGACAGGGUUUGAGAACACAGACCAAGAAGAGCUGGACUUUCAGUUUGAUGAAGAACUAGAGAAUCAAGGAAUAAAGCCAUCAUCUUCUACUUAUUGGGAUGAUGAUUCAGAUGAUGAUCUAGAUGAUCAAGAUAUCCACAAAAUUAUGAUUGUCACUCAAACCCCUCCUCCUAAAAAACAUGACAGAACUGGUGACUUUGUGCCGAGAUCCAAACUCACUCAGGAAUUGUCAGCUGUCAUCAAUGAUGGGCUAUUUUAUUAUGAACAGGACUUGUGGGACGAUAGUGAUGACUGUUAUCUUAAUCGAAAGCUUGAACUAACAUCAUCAUGGAAGCGUGUCGACAUCAUCAGCCAAGAUCAGUUCUUGUCUCAACGAGAUGCAUUGGAAGCUGCCAGACCACGAUCAAUGACUGAAAUAGACAAAGCCGCCAGAACAACGACAGAGGUGCCACCACCAGUACCACAUGUAUCACUUUCACCAAAUGCCGAAGUCUUCAGACCAAGAUCUAGUACCUUACCAUCAGAGCAGCUUUCACGGUCUCUACCCACCUCAGUGCCGGAGUCUCCAGCACACUUACAGCAUACACGCAGACAAGGCUCACGGACUCCAAAACGAAAGGAUGUUAAGGUGGCUCCACGAUUCUUCCCUGCAUUUAGCAAAGAGAAGCUGAACCAGAAUGGACCACACAAGCGGAAAACAAAAUACGGUGCGAAUCCUCCCGUUGAAUCUCAUGUUGGGUGGAUAAUGGGAUCUAAAGACUUCCCUCAUCCUAGAAGUACUUCAGAGUCGUCAGACACACCAUUAACAACAAUYACAGCAAGUGGUAGCUUUGGUUCUGCACCUCAGUCAAUACCCCACUUUGAGCAUCCAUCACAUAGAUUACUAAAGGAGAAUGGCUUCCAGCAGCAAAUCUAUUCGAAAUUCCAUCAAAAGUGUCUCAAAGAGAGAAAGAAGCUGGGCAUUGGACAGUCUCAAGAAGUCAACACUUUGUUCCGUUUCUGGUCGUUUUUCCUAAGAACCCAUUUUAACAAGAAAAUGUAUGAGGAAUUCAAGCAGUUGGCUUUGGAAGAUGCUGAUGCCGGAUACAGAUACGGCUUGGAGUGCAUGUUUAGAUACUACAGUUAUGGUCUGGAGAAGAAGUUUCGACCUGAAGUGUUCAGGGAUUUCCAGACGGAAACUCUACGGGACCAUGACAAGGGAAAUCUCUACGGUCUUGAGAAGUUCUGGGCUUUCUUGAAAUACUAUAAGGGCAAACAAAAGUUUGACAUACAGCCAGAACUCCAGAAACGUCUGGAUAAGUACAAGAUAAUCGAUGAUUUCCGCAAAGACCCCAUGAAUCAGUUCCCUAUUGAUCCCUACCACCACCAYCAUCACCAUCACAAGUCCAAGAAAGAUCAUAGGGAACGCCAUUCCAGUGAGUCAGAGCACCAUGAAAAUGACAAGACAGAGGAUUCCAAAAAGGAUUCUCCCAGAGAUAAGGCUCAGGGUGAAAAGUCGACGAAAGGUCAUCACGAUAAGCCCCACCAUGAUAAAGGACAUCAUGAAAAGCCUCACCAUGAUAAGGGACAUCAUGAAAAGACCCAUCAUGAUAAGGGCCAUCAYGAUAAGGGCCAUCACGAUAAAGGACAUCACGACAAGCCCCAUCACGACAAGGGACACCAUGACAAGCCCCACCACGAUAAGGGACAUGAUAAAUCCAGUGCAGGYUCAAAAACUGAAGUAUCGAAGACUUUAAAGGACGCAUCGAUAAAACCCAAACCUGAUAGCAAAUCAAAGCAAGAAUCUUCAACCAAUAAAACUAAACCAAAGUCCGAAUCAACUAGUCCAAAAGAAACUACCACUUCACAACAAUCUUCAUCAUCCAAGGAGAAAACUACCAGUGAAGAAACCAAGUAACUUAGUCGUUGAACAAUCGAACUAUUACAACACAAAAAAAA
Messenger RNA from Exaiptasia diaphana, 3701 nucleotides. Its product is annotated as la-related protein 1B. Lineage: Eukaryota; Metazoa; Cnidaria; Anthozoa; Actiniaria; Aiptasiidae. Gene Ontology annotation, molecular function: RNA cap binding. Gene Ontology annotation, biological process: positive regulation of translation; mRNA stabilization. The record is from RefSeq and is a predicted model, not a curated record. Bases 235 to 3660 code for a protein of 1141 amino acids. The transcript has 23 exons. Gene Ontology annotation, cellular component: cytoplasmic stress granule; cytosol.